Aureobasidium pullulans EXF-150 is the source of this 777-nucleotide messenger RNA. RefSeq lists its product as uncharacterized. Bases 1 to 777 code for a protein of 258 amino acids. The transcript has 3 exons. Lineage: Eukaryota; Fungi; Ascomycota; Dothideomycetes; Dothideales; Saccotheciaceae. The record is from RefSeq and is a predicted model, not a curated record.
AUGUCUGAGCCACAAACAAGCGAACCUGGUAUCUCUGAACGAAGAGGCAUCAGAUGGAUCCCCGACGACCUUAAAGAGCCGACUUCCACAUUGGUCUUGACUAGUUCGAGAAAACAAUUCGUCGACAUUCGUAUCUUUUGCCAGAGAGGUCAUCCAUUGCCAAAUGAAGGCGGCCCAUCCGAACUCCUGGACUGGGGAAUUGCUGGCGAAUCAUCAAGCACCUUCGUCGAUGCACCAUCUCUGCAUCACCCGUCUAAUCCUCCUCCGCCAACAGAUGGCUCUUUGAGGUCUAUCUGUCACACCACCUUUUCCCACUGGAUCGACAGUCGCACCGAUACUCCUGGGCCCGAUCAAGGUGACAUGUAUCCCCAGAACGAAAAUCUGACUCUUGAACUUGGCUCCAUGUACAACCCUCUCACCAGAUCAGAGCAGCCCUAUGAAGAGCAUUGGGCCGACUUCUCGGCUUCUCCUGUGGAUGGAAAGCGUUGGAGCAUCGUCAUCGAUCUCGACGACCCUGGGCACAGAGCCAAAGGACGUGUGAUUAGAGUUGGUGAGCACUGUCAGGCUAUCCUCAAAGUCGGAGAGCAAGUCUCUGUCGAGCGCUGGAAGUUCGAAACCUCGGAGGUAGAGGGACAAGGUGCUUGGAAACGCCUUGCUAGAUUGGGAGACAUGUUCUUGCCUGUCUCAUUGACCUUCACACCCGAGAGAGUGGUCGAGGGCAACACUCUGACUUAUGGAGAUCACAAAUGGGAGGUCAAGGAGGUUCACUCGUGGUGA